Molecule: messenger RNA, 2284 nt
Organism: Neodiprion virginianus
Lineage: Eukaryota; Metazoa; Arthropoda; Insecta; Hymenoptera; Diprionidae
Product: ATP-dependent RNA helicase p62-like
Exons: 6
Coding region: 117-1748 (543 amino acids)
Cellular component (GO): cytoplasm; nucleus; ribonucleoprotein complex
Molecular function (GO): RNA helicase activity; RNA binding; ATP binding
Source: RefSeq, a predicted model, not a curated record
UCCAGAAUAUCAAUCGCCGAGCUAACGAAAGCAAAGCAAGCUACACUUGCAGAGAAAAAAGUUGCACCAACAUCAUUACCGGGGACAAAGGAAGCAGUUCACUUUAUUAAACUAUCAUGACUUACGGAGGAUCUUCAGGUGGAUACCGUAGUAGCGGAGGCCGUGGGGGAAGCAGUCAGAGAUCUGGUUAUGGCAGCAGUAGCGGUGGUGGAAGUGGAGGUAGUAGUGGGCGUUUCAGUAGCCGUGGAGGUGGUGGCGGAAGUCGUGGAGGUCGCGGCGGCGGUGGAGGGGGCAGUUUAAGAAAGCCAAACUGGGACUACGAAAACCUGAAGCCAUUCAAGAAAGACUUUUAUGUGCCGCAUGUAAAUGUGCAGAACCGUCACCCACGCGAAGUUGAAGCUUAUAGAGCAGAUAAGCAGAUCACACUGAAAGGCGAUGCUCUGCCGAACCCCAUCCAAUUCUUUGAGGAGGGUAAUUUCCCAGAUUAUGUCAUGACUGGAAUCAGGAAACAGGGAUUUUCCGAGCCAACUGCCAUCCAAGCUCAGGGCUGGCCUAUUGCUAUGUCUGGACGCAAUAUGGUAGGCAUUGCUCAAACGGGAUCAGGAAAAACUCUUGGAUACAUUUUGCCUGCUAUUGUUCAUAUCAACAAUCAGCAGCCCCUAAAUCGAGGCGAUGGACCAAUUGCGCUGAUCCUCGCACCAACCAGAGAACUUGCCCAGCAAAUUCAAACUGUCGCAAGCGACUUUGGGUCUCUUUCUUAUGUUCGAAACACCUGCAUCUUUGGUGGGGCACCCAAGGGAGGCCAGGCGAGAGAUCUAGAGCGUGGAGUUGAGAUCUGUAUUGCUACUCCAGGUCGAUUGAUCGAUUUUCUUGAGAGAGGAACUACGAAUCUACGCAGAUGCACUUACUUGGUAUUAGACGAAGCUGACAGAAUGCUUGACAUGGGUUUUGAACCUCAGAUCAGAAAAAUCAUUGAACAGAUCAGACCAGACAGGCAGGUUCUUAUGUGGUCAGCCACAUGGCCAAAAGAAGUGCGCAACCUUGCUGAAGAAUAUCUCACCGACUACACACAGCUGAACAUCGGAUCCCUCACUCUAUCUGCUAACCACAAUAUUCUACAAAUAAUCGACGUAUGUCAGGAGCAUGAAAAGGAAACCAAAUUGGGUAGCUUGUUACAAGAGAUCGGCAAUGUCAACGACGACGGUGGAAAAACCAUCAUUUUCGUAGAGACUAAAAAGAAAGUAGAAAAUAUCACCAGAAGCAUUCGCCGCUAUGGAUGGCCAGCAGUUUGCAUGCAUGGUGACAAAUCUCAACAAGAACGUGAUUAUGUUCUCAGAGAAUUCCGAAACAAGAAGGGGUCCAUACUCGUAGCAACAGACGUUGCUGCUCGUGGUCUAGAUGUUGACGACGUUAAGUACGUGAUCAAUUUCGACUACCCGUCAUCUUCUGAAGACUACAUUCAUAGAAUCGGCAGAACUGGACGUUCUCAAAGCACAGGCACCAGCUACGCCUUCUUCACACCACAAAACAGCCGACAGGCUAAAGACUUGGUCAACGUUCUCCAAGAAGCCAACCAAGUCAUAAAUCCCAAACUCACCGAGAUGGCUUCGCGGGGUGGCGGCGGCGGAGGCUAUGGAGGAAGAAAUCGUUGGGGCUACGGAGGUGGCCGUGGUAGAGAAAACAAUUUUUCUGGAUCACACAAACGAUUUGAUUCCGGUCGCAGUAACGGAUACGGAAGUUAUAAUUGAUAUUAAUUAACUUAGCUGCUGGCCGUAUGCUGCGCAGAAAUCGACCGUUAUUUGGGAGGUUUGGCAUAACUGACAACACUUGAUCUGUGAUUUAUCUAAAACUAACGUAACAUCGUUGAUUCCGGUCGGUCAGUAACCAAGACUUGCCAGUUUGACGCUCGGCCAAUUUUAUCCAUUGGAAACCCAUUUGAAAUUGACACGUUUUUUUUAUUUCUUUAUUUUCCUUUUUUCCCCCCUCAUGUUGUUAGUAGAACAAAAAUAUGUUCUCUAAUGAAUUUAGACACUUUAUAUAUUAUUUAAAACAUCAAUGUUCUAUCGUGUUCUAUUAAUUCUUAAGUGAGCCGAGUGAGGCACGGACCAUAACUCACACUUCAGUAUUCAUUCCAAAAAUGUGGAAUGGCCCUUAUAAAUGAAUUUCUGAGAAGUGACAGAGUUUCAAGAUUAUGCUGGAUAACUGUCAGUUCUUCAGAUGAGUUCGUAUACGAAUGCGUUUCGAAGUUUGAACACAUGCUAAUUGUCACAAUGCGGACAAAGAU